UUUUUUUUUUUUUUUUUUUUUUUCUCACUGCUUUAUAAACCACCAUGAUAGUUUUUUUAUUCAGCUUGUCUUCUUUUUAUUUAAUUCAAUGGCAUUACCAACACCUGUACAAAAUACCCCUCAUACUCUGACUUUGGAACCUUACUUGGAAGAAGAAAGUUUGCACCACCGAUAUACCAAAGUCGACUUUCCGUCUCAAGUCAUACUAGCUCAUCAAGACAAUGAUGAUGCCGUGGUUGUAUAUCAAGCAUUUUCAAGCAGUAUUGCGGAUUUUGCUGUUCAACAUCAAAGUUUCAAAGGUGCACCUGGUUACAAGCUUGAACGUAUGACAUGGAUCAAACCAAGUUUCUUAUGGAUGCAGUAUCGUAGUGGAUGGAAUACCAAAGAUGAUCGACAAGAAAGGACACUGGCGAUACGAUUACGACGUUCUUUUUUUGAUAGCUUGGUCAACUCGGCCGUUUCAUCCAGUCAUCACUUGUCUGCCAACGCUCCAAAUGCAAGGGAUCAUUGGAGGAAAGCUCGCUCUCAGUGUUGCGUCACUGUACAAUGGGAUCCGGAUUAUACACCAAACGUGGAAGAACCUGAACGCAUCAAGGCACAGCGACGAGCUAUUCAAUUGGGAUUGAAGGGACCAGCAGCGGCAAUUCUGGCAAAUGGCGUUACGUCUAAGGAAGAAGAAGAUGGUGUUUUAUCGAUCGAGGAUAUCACUCCCUUUGUGAUUGAAAUGCGAACAAGACUGGAACGGGACAAGAACAAGAAAGGUGAUCUUCGGUUUGCUGAUCUCUGGGUACCAAAGGAACGACCAUAUCAAGUAGAGGAUACCUCCAUAUUAUAUAGUAUUUAGUUUAGAUAUUUUUAUAUAUUUUGAUUUUUUUAUGCAAUAAACACACUCUGGCACUGGAGCUUUUCGA
This is a messenger RNA of Halteromyces radiatus, 911 nucleotides long. RefSeq lists its product as uncharacterized. The transcript has a single exon. Bases 89 to 844 code for a protein of 251 amino acids. The record is from RefSeq and is a predicted model, not a curated record. Lineage: Eukaryota; Fungi; Mucoromycota; Mucoromycetes; Mucorales; Cunninghamellaceae.